Molecule: messenger RNA, 729 nt
Organism: Halteromyces radiatus
Lineage: Eukaryota; Fungi; Mucoromycota; Mucoromycetes; Mucorales; Cunninghamellaceae
Exons: 4
Coding region: 46-528 (160 amino acids)
Biological process (GO): maturation of 5.8S rRNA
Source: RefSeq, a predicted model, not a curated record
UUUUCUUUCUUUCUUUCUUCUUUUCAUAUAUAGAUACAUUACAACAUGGCUGACAUUACAAAACAACCAAAGAAACCUUCCAAUAGACUAAUGGGCAUGAAGUUUAUGCAACGAUCGGUGGAAAAGGAACAACAAGAAAAGAUGGAAAAAGAAAGAAAACGUAUUAUAACCGAAGCAGAAUGGAAAAUAGAUUAUGAAUCUACUGAAGUACAAAAACCAAAAAUACGUGUCGAAUACCAACCAAGUUAUCUUUCUUUUACUGAAACAACACAAACUGGAAGACAAUCAUAUCAAAAGUUUAACAAAAGUAUAGAGAAUCCAAAUGAAGAAUCAGAACAACGUUUAAAACGAGAAAUGGAAAAGGAAAAGGAAGGAACGAUGACAGAUGAAGAAUUAGUCAAACAAAUGCGAAGGACAAACAAAUCAAAAAGGACAAAGGAUGAUGAUUUACAAGGAAAGGAUGAAAAACGAAAAAAAACCAAAAUUAACAACAAUACAAAAGGAACGGGAUUUAUCAAACCAGAAUAGUUAGUUAUAUUUAUAUAGUUGUAGUAUAUUGUAAUCUUGAUUUUACCUAAUAAACUAUUUUGAUUUGAUGAGUUCUUUUGGCACAUACAAGCGAAAACCUUUCUUUUUUUUCUGUUAGUUUAGAUAGUUCCUAAUCUAAAUAGCUGUUUAAAUUCGCAUUCUAUCUUCUUAUUUUGUCAUCCAUUAAUAACAUAUUUAUUG